Molecule: messenger RNA, 828 nt
Organism: Linum tenue
Lineage: Eukaryota; Viridiplantae; Streptophyta; Magnoliopsida; Malpighiales; Linaceae
Source: the annotation of a GenBank genome assembly
AUGGAAAGCUGUAAUCCUGUGAGCACACCAGCAGAGUGCGGACUAAAGUUAUCCAAGGACGACAAAGGAGAGAAGGUCAACUCAACGGAGUUUAGAAGUCUCGUGGGAAGUCUGAGAUAUCUGACUUGCACCAGACUAGAUAUUCUCUACGCAGUUGGAUUAGUCAGCAGAUACAUGGAGGCACCAACUAUGUCACACUGGAAUGCUGCAAAGAGGAUACUGCGCUACAUCAAAGGUACAAUCGAUCAUGGUCUACUUUAUACUAAGUCAGAAAAUUUCAAAUUGGUUGGAUACUGCGAUAGUGAUUGGGCAGGAGACGUCGAUGAUCGCAAGAGCACUACUGGAUUUGUAUUUUUUCUGGGAGAUACAGCUUUCACAUGGAGUUCAAAGAAGCAAGCUAUCGUGACAUUAUCUACUUUUGAAGCUGAGUAUGUUGCUGCGACAUCGUGUUCGUGUCAUGCGAUAUGGCUGAGAAAGUUACUGAAGGAGUUGAAUAUGACACAAGAAGAGUCAACUGAGAUUUAUAUUGAUAACAAGUCUGCCCUGGCGCUAGCAAAGAAUCUGGUAUUUCAUGAUCGCAGUAAGCAUAUUGAUACAAGAUUGUAUCAAUAUGCUUACUGCGAUCAUGAAAUACCGGAUUCUUUGCUAGCGCCAGGGCAGACUUGUUAUCAACAUAAAUAUCAUUUUCUGAGAGAAUGCGUAGAGCAGAAAGAAGUAAUGCUAAAGUAUGUGAAGACUGAAGACCAGAUGGCUGAUAUAUUCACAAAGCCACUGAAGCAAGAUGUGUUCGUCAAACUAAGGACGCUACUCGGAGUUACUAUUAAUUAA